AACAGACAGAACAUCAACGACUGAUGAUUCUAUAGUCUUUAAUAAGUCUUCAACAUUAAUAUAUGAACCUGUUGUUAAUCGAGCACGAAGGAUUCUACUUAUUUUAAUUGGCAUAAUACUUGUUAUUGGCUUUAUGAGUUUCAUAUUUAUUCUUCAUUCAUAUACAACUACUACCUCACUUCAAAGUUACCUUCCUAAUAAUAGUUCUCAAUUGGUAUCGAUUCUUAUUUAUAUUGUUUAUUAUAGUUUUGGAUUAUUAGUAACUUAUCGUUAUUAUCAAACAGGUUUACUUGUCUUUGCUUGGCUUGGUUUUGUAUCUCUUCUUUUAAUAAUAAUUAUUGCUAUGGUUAUUCUAAUUGGAAUUAUUGUUGCAGUAGUACGUUUAGGUUUUGUUAAAGGAAUAACUGCUGCUAUAAUGUUUAUUAUUAUCUUUUUCACAGCUUCAUUACUUCAAAUUUUUACUGUUCGAUACACUUUUAUAUUAUCGAAAUUAUUGAAAAAUACAAAACGUAUAACUAUUGAACAGAUCUGA
This is a messenger RNA of Rotaria sordida, 532 nucleotides long. NCBI's taxonomy places the organism in Eukaryota, Metazoa, Rotifera, Eurotatoria, Philodinida, Philodinidae. The record is from the annotation of a GenBank genome assembly.